AUGGCGUCAUGGUCUGAGGGGCAUGGCUCGUGGAUAUUUCGUUUUCAGCCCAAGCCGACGUCCGCGAAACUGAAGAAGGCUGCCAACAUCGUGGAAGCUCACUCUACCGUGACGGCGACAUCAACGGGGCGGGCAGACAUCUCCGUUCACUUCGUUGGUCCUCGGACAAAGUGGGCGUGCAGCGCACUCCUCAAGCGCUUGUUGGACCCGGUCCUCCCAAAAGGCGAGUUCGACAUGAAGUUGGCGCCACUUGUCACCACGGAAGUCCUCGGCAAUGGCGAGGCGGGGGACGUCCUCGUAGUUGCACGUUUGAGGAGGCCGGGCCUGCAGAUAUUCCAGCACAACGGGAGCAUGGUUCUGAAUGGGGUCCACGGUGACGCCGUGUUCAUGCAAGGGGAGCUACAGCGCGACGUCUUGGCCUGGUUGCAAGCCGAUGAGUUCUUCGACACGUCGGCGAAGGACUUGGCGGCCAUGGAGCUGCAGAGUUGGGCGCCUCCGCAGUUGUCUGCCAACAAGACUUGGACGUGCCGCCCAGCUGCGCAACAGGACGGCGCGCAAGCGAAGAAGCGCCUCAACGGCUUGGAGCUGAGGCCGUUCGUGCUUCUUCGGACCACGGCGUGGAGGUUGGCCUUCCUGCGGAAGAACACGGAGCAGUUCGACGCAUUGAAUCAGGCCUUGUAUAGACGCAUGUACCGGCUGGGUACAGACACGGCCAACGCGCGCCACGUAGCCUUGACCUCCGUGGAUGAGCUGUUCAUCUCCGCAGGCCAAGCGUUCAUUACUCAGAGUGACGGUUGGGGGAAAGCCGACGAGUCCGAAGUGUUGAGCGAGGACCCCCACACCGACGGGGCCGCGGGGAUGCUCCACCUUGGCCUCACUUACCGAGGCCAUCGCGUCCUGAAGGCGUGGACACCCAACUCCGAGGGGGCAUUCGCUUUCGAGCAGCGGCCUGGCUCGUUCUACAUGAGUAACACCGCCGCGUUCAAACAUCAAGCUGUUCAUCGAGGGAUAUCUUCCGCCAGCGACGUUUUCCAGCUGGGGAGGCUCAAGCACCUUUCAUGUUCUGUGAUGAUGCGCUCAACAUUUUUCCCGGCGCAGCGCGCCCGCUUGGCGAACAGGAUCCCCAGCCCCGAAAGCGUGUUCAACGCUUGCAGCGACAGCAUCAAGAACUGGUUUCUCGAGCAUGGCAAUACUUUGCUGUUGCCGUCCUUGACAGAUAUCAAAGCGGAGCACGUUGCAAUGCUUGCGGCAACCCGCGGCGCGCGCGACGAGAACGUUUCGCCGGCUGCCGCCGAGGACCUCAAGGUGGAGUCCACGCUGUUCGCGGGCCUCGUCGAGUGCGAACCGCGGACAGCGGUUCAAGUGGGGCACUUCGGUCGCGCAUUUAUCUGCGACUCGUUGCCGGCCUGCGCGUGCUUGCCCAUGGCGGACGAGAGCGCCCCCGCUUAUUGCAGGGAGCGCCCUGAAUGGGUCAACGAGCUUCUCGAUUUCAUCAAGCCCAUGAAGGUCAAUUUUCAUCAGCCGCUCGGCCCCGAUAUGAAGAUCAAGGUGAACAUGCUGAUCAGUAAGAGUAAGAAGCACGACCGCAGCGACUUCACAGCCGAAGUCCCCAUGUCGUUCAUUAACUUUGAGGCAACUGCAAUACCUGGCGUGUGGCCAUUGCAGGGGGCUGUGGCUCGUACGAAGGAGUUCUUCAUGCAGACCACGGACAACGGGGAAGCGCCUCCAUUCCCGCCCCCCGGGGUGAUCAUGGAGAUGGCCAUGUAUCGGGCACCGCUCGAGGAGUCGGACAUGGGUACCUUCCAGAGGCUCAACCUCGACCGGUACUUGUUCGCUUGGAUAUCUGCGUUUCGGGACGCAGCUAAUGCAGCAGGUGUCACCGACAUUUUGACUGCCCCGGCCGUUGAGAGCUGGCGCAGGGUCUUCAACAACGUCCACAUGCAUUUCGCGUUGCUGCGCGGCGACAGCACCGACGCGCAGGCGGACCGCAAGCUCGUCGUGGCCUACCAGCUGAACGAGAACGACGAGAAGGCCGCGGAAGACAUCGGGCACAGUGUCUUGCAGCGUGGCCGGGAACUUGUCCAGCUGAUGGAGCGCGCCAAGGCCACCGGCAGUGGUAAUGCCCAGGAAGUGGCGGACAUGCUCCGCACCAUCAAAUGGGCCAACUCGGAGACCACGAUGGGCGUCAAGAACAUCCGCUUGCACUUGCGCGUUCUGCGUAGGUUGAGCAUGGCCGUGGCGGACCCGGGCAGACCCGCUCACAUGGAGAGCGCAUUGUGGUGGUUCGAGCGCAACGAGGAGAUCUUCGGGAGACGGAAUCCGGCUGUUUCCAUCCAGGAGUCACCGAAAUAUUUGGACGCGUUCUGUGCCGCGCUGCCCGAUCCCAAUUUCCUGCGCGACGCUGCUGAAAACUUGCACAUCGCUCUCCUCCGCGGGCAUUCGCUCCGGGGGGGCAGGUACGUGGCUGAACACGCCCGCGCGCUGGCCUGCAUGAACAAGAUCCCAGCGGCCAUUUUCGCGCGGUUCCCGGCAUGCGAAUCCUUGCUCUCGGCGUUCAAGACGUUCAAGGCAUUCCAUGCGGCCCACCCUGUCGGCCGCAAGCUGGACGGGACGGCGGUGGACGAGAUCGCGGAGCUGCCCAUCCACGCGCAGGAGUCGGUCGAGAAGAUCGUCCAGGAGAUCUUCUGGCCCGUUUUCGAUGGCAAGCGGUACCAGAAUUUGAUGGUCCUGAGCAGCGCGACGUCGCCGCUGCAGGUCGGCUUCAUCAAGGAACUCCUCGCCGAUGUCGAUGCGGCCUACGCCGCGGAGCGACCGGCGCUCACGGGCAAGGUGGGGGGCGGGAGCGGCGGCCAUGGGCCCGACGACCCCGAGGGCGCCGAAGUCGUGGACGAGGCGCCCCUGUCCGAAGACGAGCUGGAGCACCUCCGUCAGCAGCGCAAGGCGCAGCUCAAGGAGGAGACGGGCAAGCUCGCCGAAGAGUUCCUCAGGAGAAACGUCGUCAAGCACCACUACGGGGAACCCCAGUUGCCAGAUAAGGUCAAAGCCCCUGGCUUCAUGCGCGACGGCGUCACCAAGCUCUUCUGGUGGAACUCUGGGCUCGACGCUACGAAGGACCCCCCUAAGUACAGCAGCCCCUACAGGAUGAAAGCGGGCGUCGAUGAUGCACACAUGAAGUUGGCAAUGUCGACCGCGUGCGAGGCUGCUGGCGACGACGACGCGAUCAUCAUGCUGAGCGGCAGGAACAGGUUCAUCCUCGAGAGCAUGAUGAAAGAGCUGCUCAGCUACAAGCCGAAACUGUUCCUGAACGAGCUGCACAUGGAGCCAGACGACGCUGAUGCCAUGAAAAAGCUGCGCGCCUCCAGGUCCCCGGCCGGCUCCGUCGACCUCCGCGAGAGUUACCUGCAGGCCCGCAAGAAGAAGAGGACGGCCAAGGGCGAGGACCGCCGUUUCGUGAAGGGCAACACUGCCUUCAGCACGACGCGCCCCAUCCCUAUGCUCGAGCUUGCGAACAUGACCAAAGUGCCGCCGCAUGAGAGGGAGAAGAUCUUCCGGGGAGUCCAAGCCGACGGCAAGUACGCCGGCAGGAAGACGGAGGCCGGGCUUCACGAGCCCAACGAGGCGGAGGAAGGCGACGACGCGGAGGAAGGCGAUGAUGCGGAGAUCGCGGAUGGCGAGGAGAUCGACGGCAAGGACAACGUGGUGCUCUUCUACAUGGAGUUGCACCCGAACCUCUGCGCCGAGUUCUUGCGGGCCAGCGACGCUGGCGUCCUCAUCGAUUUCUCGCCCGGCGCAGCCAUGAUGAUCAAGACCGCGCUGCUCAUGGGCGCGAAGGCCCUGUUCGUGGCGCUGAACAAGGACCACAUGAACACGAUCAUGAACAUCUUGAUGGCUUUCGUUAAAGACCACAUAGAGGCUGGCACGCAGCGGUUCCUGGGGGCGGAGGGCGAGAAGCGCCUGAAGGACGCCAUGCCCGCAAAGCUUCGCCGCUGGGAAGAGAAGUCGGGGAAGAUCGCAGAGGACGCUGCCGCCGCCAAGAAGCGCGCGGCCGCUGCGGCGGGCUGGGAGACCCAGCUACAGGCCACGGCAGACGGAGAGCCAGUGGCGAAGAGAGCAAAGACAGCGGCAAAGAGGGCAGCGGCGAAGAAGGAUGAGGCGCCAGGUAAGAAAGCCGAGGGCGCAGACACGACGCCGCAGGGCAAGAAACCAGAGGGCGCGGGCAGCACGCCGGCCUCAAAUGCUUCUCCAGCAGUGGGCAGCACGCCGGCCUCAGGGAGCAAGCCCGAAGUUGCUGCGCCCGUGGGCGAUUUGGCGUCCCUUCUCAAGAAGUUUGAUGGGAAGUAG
Prorocentrum cordatum is the source of this 4341-nucleotide messenger RNA. Lineage: Eukaryota; Dinophyceae; Prorocentrales; Prorocentraceae. The record is from the annotation of a GenBank genome assembly.